CUCCCUCGCCAGGCAUUGUGGGUGGCCGGCCGGGGUCUCCUGGAGACGACCAUGGCCGGGGAUGCGGGAGGUCGCGGUUGCCCAGGGUCGGAGAUGCUCCUGCACCCGGAGUUGCUGUCCCAGGAGUUCCUGCUGCUCACGCUGGAGCAGAAGAAUAUAAUUGUUGAAGAGGAAAUAAAGAUCAACAAAGAUGACCUUACUGAUCUCUAUGUUCAACAUGCCAUACCAUUGCCUCAAAGGGAAUUACCAAAAAGUAGAUGGGGGAAAAUGAUGGAAAAGAGAAGAGGGCAAAAUGAAUUGAAAAAUGAGCAUAAAAGGGAUAUAAGUGUGGAAGGUUUACGGAAAAGACCCCUCAUUGUCUUUGAUGGAAAUUCAACAAGUACAAGCAUAAAAGUGAGAAAGACUGAAAAUGGAGCUAAUGGUCAUCUGAAGCCUCCUCCAUCAGUAGGCAUUACUAACAAUACCUUUAGGAAGUUACCAAAUUCAAAUGCUUCCUCCCUUGUUCUGCCUUCUACCUUGCCUACAGACAUUAAAGUGGAAACCAAUAAUGACACUAAACAGAACCAUGUGCUAAUAACUAGUAGGAGUACAUUGGCCAAUGUAAAAUCAUCACCUUUAUCUCCUGUUGGUGGAACUACCGUUGUGAAAUUAAAGAGAACUGUUCCAAAAGAAGAAGCAGAAUCAGUGAGUGAAUUAAAGCCCACAGAAGCAAAGAGGAAGAUCCAGCAUGUUACAUGGCCAUGAAUGAAUGGGGUUCCCCAAAAUGUAAAUAUAUCCUAUAACCAUAGAUUUCAGAACAAAAAGGUCAUAUUUGUUGACCACUUUAAGUACUAUAUUUACAGGGAUUCUGAUUUCUGUGGAAUUUUCUUAAAAGGUUUAAGAAAGCCUUGCAGAUAAGUUCCAAAAAUUUACCUUCCCCUUAAACAUUCUUUUCUUUUUAAUCCUUCCCUCUCAUACAGUAGUGGUCAAAUCGUUAAAAAUCAGUAUUUUUUACUAAAGGCCUGCUAUAUGUCAUUAAUCACCUUGGCCAAUGGCUGUUUGCAAGUUUGAUAAUAAGCUUUCUGAUUCAGUACAGAAAUAAUUUUCACCAGACAACUUCAGAGUAUGUGACAAUUUUCUAAGUUUUUGUUCAUCUCCCACUCUUUGUUAUAGCCAGUUUAGUGGGUUUCCUCCAUCUCUGUGUGCUCAGUGGAAGAAUGUUUGUCAUAUAGGUGUGUCAGCAAAUAUUACUAAACUAAUUCCUAAGAGAUCAUCAAGUAAAAUGAAUUUAUAACAUGGCACUUCAGCAUAAUCAGAAUUUACCAGUAAGCUGCUGCUACUUUCAUUGAUGGAACUAGUAAUAAUGACAGACUGGUUUUGUUAUGAAUUUAUUAGCUAUAAUGAUGUUUAAUUUAAAGUUUACCCACCUGUGGGAAUUUACAUGUCACCUUUUUGAUAUGUUAUGAUCUUGCACUUGAGAAUAUAGAUAUCACUCACUGCAAUUGAAUUUGAGGUUAAAGAAAUUUUGAACAUACAGAAAUGAUCAACUCCUAUUUAACUUAAAGGCCUAUUAAAAUAGUAGCAGCUGUUGACAGUGUGUGCUACUGUAGGCAACCCUAUUAGAUACUGUCAGUACUCCUAAGUAAGAAAGAAUUGUAUUAGGUGUAUAUGUAAAGGCAAGGAGAAAUGGUCUGGGAUGAGCAGAAGAAAAGAUUCUGGAGCUAGAAAUUUGCUACAAAGGAAAUAUGAAUUGUCUGAUUGAACUCUUAACUAGGUAUAACACUGCUAGUAUAUUUGAAUGGCCUGCCAUGUGAGUGGCCUUUGUCUUAACUCUUUAAUCACCAACCAUUUUAAUUUAUUGGAUAAUUUGUUUCAGUGGGCACGCAGCUCUGAUUUUUCAGUGAAAGCCAGUGGUAAAGAAGGAUUCACUUUACAUUAAUAUGCUUUACAUCUAACUUUUCGUGAAAACAUUGCUUAUGUAAAGUACUUGUAUGGUUGACCUUCAACUUGGGGUAGAAUUUUUCUAAUAUUUUGUAGAGUAGUACCUUUACUUUUUGAUGCUGAGCUUAUUUAUUUUAGUUUAGUUCUUGACUAGCCUUACAAACUGUAAUUUACCUUUGUGGAUAAUACUUUUUAAAAUUCCAACCCAUGAUUUCUUUUUUUAAACAUACCCCCUUCAGCUCAAGCUGUAUAACUUGUACUACGUAUAGUAAACUAGAUAAAGCCUAGGUGUUGAUGAUUUUUGGAUAUGUGGUAAUCUGCAGGGCUGAUUUAUAUGAUCUUGAAGGACAACUACAGUCAUAAAUGUAUGUGUUUGAGUAUUUACACAAUUACAAAUUUGGAGUAAUAUGAAAGAUUAUAUUUUGCAUUCUGUAGUCACACUUAGCUUUUAUUUCCAUUUCUCAGUUGAGUGAAAAUUAUUCUAUUGGCAAUUCUUAGUCAAUGGAAACAUUGUAAUUGCUUUUAUUACUCAAUGAAAUUAAUUUCUUAUUUGUGUGUUUAACAUACAGGUUAAGUUGGUAAUAACAGCUGAACUGUGUAACACCAUUUCUUCAAAUUGAAGUUUAUAUUAUGGUCAUUCAGAGUAAAUGCACAUAUGGCAGCACAUUAUUAAGCUGUUUUUUUCUGUUUGAAACAUUGUGGAGAAGUCAGAAUAGAAGAGUGCCAUGCCACGUACGUAUGAAAUAUGAGCAUCUUCUCAAGGUAUAGAUGCACUUCCUCAAUCCAGGAAAAACCUUUCUCCACAUAAUAAUGUACAUUAAAGGACAGGUGUUGGGGUAUAAAAGUGUUGGAAGCUCAACGUUUUAAAUUUUUGUGUAGUGUGUUUAUGUCUCUCUUUAUGAUGGUUUUAAAGGGCUUUGGAAGAACUUGGUUUGAACUUAGAAGAACUUUUUGGAUCAUCCUUUAUUCACUAACAUUUUUCAAGUCUAAGUUGUAGUUUCUAAUUCUCCAUCCACAAGAGCCAGAUUCUCUUAGUGUAGGGGUAGGCAAUGUGGUAUUGGUGUCACUGUGUGGCCUGAUGAAAUUUUAGUGGCAUUGUGUCACUUUUCUCCCAUCAUAUAUACCUUUUUCUUUAAUUUUUUUUAUUCCUUUUUCCUUCUUCUUGAGUUUUCCUUUAUUUUCAUCCAUUUUUUUCCCCUUCUCCACUGCCUAAGCUUGAGUCUUGCCAGUUGCCCUUAUGGGCAUUUGGUCUGUUGAUGACAUUGAGGGCAGAAGGGAUUACUUGCUCCUGCCUUCUCUCUAAGCCCUGGGUAUUCUUUCACUUUUGAGCCACUCAGUUCCUGUUAACUACAGAUAGCAUUAUACAGAUAUACUAAAUAGCAUCACUGGUCUAAAAAGUAAUGUGCCAUUUAAAAAUCUCAUAUUAAAACCUAGAAAGUUACUAGGCACUAGGAGAAGCUGGCUCAACUAAUAUUAUGACCAUGAUCUGUAUGUCUUUAUUGAAGCUCUCACAAUGUGCUUCUUUACUUAAGCUGUGGAAGAGGGUCCUAAAAGUGAUCUGAAAGCUCAUGAAGUAGCAAUUACUUUUUUUAAGUUUACAUUAAGUAAAAAUACCAAUAGAUUGUCAUAAAUAGGUGUUAGCUUCCCUUCUUCACUAUUGUGGAUUUUCAAUUACAUUUAGAUGCUGUAAAAUGGUCAAAAUGUUCUUUUUUAAAAAGUGUGCUCUUUUACUAAACAUUUGUGCAGAUUUUGUACUUCAGUACAAGAAAGUUUAAUAUUGUAAUGUACAUUUUUUUGUAUGUAAAGAUUCUUUUAAGUAGCCUUAUCCUUAUUUAAAUAAAUAAAAUUAAUUCAACUCUA
Phascolarctos cinereus (koala) is the source of this 3780-nucleotide messenger RNA. RefSeq names its product chromosome unknown C2orf49 homolog (gene TSLIG2). NCBI's taxonomy places the organism in Eukaryota, Metazoa, Chordata, Mammalia, Diprotodontia, Phascolarctidae. Gene Ontology annotation, biological process: embryonic morphogenesis. Gene Ontology annotation, cellular component: tRNA-splicing ligase complex. The record is from RefSeq and is a predicted model, not a curated record.